This is a messenger RNA of Selaginella moellendorffii, 711 nucleotides long. Its product is annotated as glucose-6-phosphate 1-dehydrogenase 2, chloroplastic. The transcript has 2 exons. Gene Ontology annotation, molecular function: glucose-6-phosphate dehydrogenase activity; NADP binding. NCBI's taxonomy places the organism in Eukaryota, Viridiplantae, Streptophyta, Lycopodiopsida, Selaginellales, Selaginellaceae. Gene Ontology annotation, cellular component: chloroplast stroma. The coding region runs from base 1 to 711 and encodes 236 amino acids. Gene Ontology annotation, biological process: glucose metabolic process; pentose-phosphate shunt, oxidative branch. The record is from RefSeq and is a predicted model, not a curated record.
AUGGAGUUCAAGUAUGCUCUAAAGAUGUGCAUUGAGGAUAGUAGCAGUCAUAUGUGGGCCAUUGCAUUUCAAGAGGCUACACAGGAAAUAGUGGGAAUGUCAGCAAAGGAACUAGCUACAAUGCGAGAUGAGAACUACCCUGCAUUCUCACUACUUAUCGAUGGUAUCCGAUCAAAGAUUUACAAAUUCAAAAUCUGGAGCAAGCUUGAAAAAUACCAAGACAUGGAGAAGCUAAGAAUCGAAGAUGUGGUGAGCAACAGCUAUACUUCCACACUUGCUGUAGAAAUUGAUGACACUGUUUGUGAUGCUACUACACUCUUGCAGAUCCCAGGAUGGAAUUCCUUCCGGUUUCCAGAUCCAGAAGGCAUUUAUCUCAAGAUCAACAACAAAGUCCCAGGGCUGGGAAUGAGACUCAAUCGAAGCACUCUGGACCUCCGAGCUAACAGUUCUCUUCUUUUUUACGAGCUAAAGUUCCUAUGUAACAGAUACUCAAAAGAAAUCCCUGAUGCUUACAAGCAAUUACUGCUGGAUGCCAUUGCUGGAGAGUGCUGUCUCUUCAUCAGGACCAGUGAACUGGAUGCGGCAUGGAAGAUUUUCACUCCUCUUCUCAAAGAUCUCAAGAGGAAGAAGAUGGUGCCUGAGUUAUACCCGAACGGAAGCCGGGGUCCCAUGGGAGCUCACUAUCUUGCAGCCAAGUGGGGCAAUGUUUAG